UUUGCAACAGAAUUGGCGUAAUGAAUAUUCCAAUGGGCUUUGGUCUGGGCACAGAAAGGAUGCAGCUGGAAAUUCCAGUGGUAGCUAGUAGCGAUGUACUCUGAUCAUUGAGCAAAUUAUUGGUCGUUCCCAUGUUUUGUGCAAAACAGAUUUUUUAAAUGAAAAAGUAGCAAAUCCGAAAUCGUGAGAAUAUCAAUAUCAUGCUUUUCAUACAUGCACAAGGGAUCCAUUGCAAUUACUUGAACCAGAUUAGCUAGCUAAGCUACCGGUACCGUUAGCAUCACUUGUUCUGGUAGGCUGGUGGUUUGUGGUUUUUAUAUAAUUUAAUUCGUCACAGGGUAAAACAGUGGUGUUUACUCAAGUAGCUUGCUUCCACUUUUUAAAACGUUUAAGUGGUACAUAACUAGGUGAAACUAUCUUCAUUUGCUAACCCUCUCGCGCACCGCUAAAAGGGUUAGGAACUCUGCUGAAAUAACAUGAAGUUAGAACAUGCCUUGGGAUGACUCAUUUUGGAACUUUGUUGCAAAUGUUUCCGUUAGUAAACAUUGCGUCGUCACGUAUUUAAUUGUUAUAUGCGUUGUCCAUGAUUGCCUGCUGUGUAGCUAGUUAUGUUCGUUAGCUAUCGAUAGCUAAUUUAUGCAAACUACAGCUUGGAUUUUAAUUUGUUAGUAAACCAAUAAUAUGUUAGUUAAAUGAGUAUGACAUGCAUGGUAUGCCGUUCUUUUGUGGCUAUUUGGUGAUACAAUGGAUUAUCAACAACUGGGAUAUGUUUGCUAACGCUGGCCACAUGAAACGUGAAUAUAUGGCUCCGCAGUUAAAAGGAAGAUAACCUUUUUUUAAUGCCAAAUACUCCUGCAUAACUAAUCGAUUGCCAGCUAACAACUGGAUGACAAAGAAGCCCAUUCUGUGUGGAGGAGACAUUUAAAUUGACUUUAUUGCUUAUUUACGGUAUAUGCCAUCCGCCAAUACACCUUUAAACUGGUCUACUACUAUGGCGGUUAGUGGGGUGAGUCGUCUUUCCCAACCCGGGGACGUGGCUGUCUCGGGAGUGGUUCUGUCAGCUAUGCCUUUUUCCAACACGCCAGUGUCUGCCCGCCCCACACCAAAUGCGGACACCCGUGGCUGCGAGAAUGGUGACUUGAUGGACUCUUUUGGCAUCUUCCUGCAAGGCCUUCUAGCGAUGGUGGCCUUCAGUACGCUGAUGUUGAAGCGCUUCAGGGAGCCCAAGCAUGAGAGAAGGCCCUGGAGGAUCUGGUUCCUGGACACCUCCAAACAGGCCAUUGGUAUGCUAUUCAUUCACUUUGCCAACGUCUACCUGUCUGACCUCACAGAGGAGGACCCCUGCUCACUUUACCUCAUUAACUUCCUCCUGGAUGCGUCUCUUGGAAUGCUGCUGAUCUAUGCCGGGGUGAGGGCCAUCAGUGCUAUCGUAGAGUGGAGGCAGUGGGAUGCUCUACGCUUCGGAGAAUAUGGAGAACCAGUGCAGUGUACUGCAUGGGCAGGCCAGUGUGCUCUCUACAUCCUUAUCAUGAUGUUUGAGAAGGUCCUGAUCAUCCUGGUCCUACUCAUCCCCCAGUGGAAGAAGCUGGCUCUCCUGAACCCCAUAAACAACCCUCAGUUGGAGCUGGCCAUCGUCAUGCUCAUCGUCCCGUUCUUCGUUAAUGCCCUGAUGUUUUGGGUGGUAGAUAACUUCCUGAUGAAGAAGGGGCGGACAAAAGCCAAGCUGGAGGAGCGGGAGGUGGGGGAGGACUUGCGGGGCAACAGUAAGGUACGCUACAGGCGGGCACUCUCCCACGACGACUCAGAGUCUGAGAUCCUGUUCUCGGCUGACGAUGAGAUGGAUGACUCGGAGGAGGAGGAUGUGCGCCGACUCACUGGCCUCAAGACGGUCAAGAAGAAGAAGAAGCACCGUAUGGGGAUCCCUGUUUGACCUGGGCCUACCCAGUCUGACCUGGUCUGACCCACUCCUGUGUCUACUCACAUCCCCACUCUCUCCUCCUCCAGGGCCUGCUGCCCUGACUGGAGCCUGCUGGCAACCUGUACUUGAUUCUUCUAACAGCAGGCUGGCAUUGGUCUCUUUGUGGAGUCAGUAGGGGGCCUAUAUAGGGAGGUGGGAUCAUGGAAGACUCCAGACCACGGAGCUUAUUGGACUGUCAUUACUACACAUCCACAUGGGACUCCUGCAGCCUCUGCACUGAGAAUAGAAACCCAUGGAAAGGAUUUCACUGCAGCUAACUACAUACCAUGUCUAAAGGAGAUUUCACCAUAGAUCUGUCACUGGUGUUUCAGUGAUGCUCGUUGGGGAAAUGAAUCUUGAUAUGUGUUUUGGGAAAACUUUUAGCACUGGUCUGUAAUAGGAAGGUUUGGGUGUGUUUUGAGUUGGUGAUGCAGUGUAAUUGCUAGCACCCUAAAUAUCCUAUUAAAUGACUAUUCUAAUUCCUAAUUCUGUUCCAUACUGACUCUUCAGAAGUCCAGAAUGAUAUUACUGCAUCAGGUUAAACUGUGAAUGGGUGUUACUUUUUCUGUGGUUUAGCCGGUGACCUCGGUUCGAUGUAGACUGAGAGAACAGGCACCUGGUAUUGAACUCAGCCCCCCCCCCCCCCCCCCCCCGCCUUUAAGUAAACCUCUGUCAUUUUAAUGUUUUAAUACUUUUGAUACUCUUCCGAAUCAGAAAGUGAUUGUAUUCCUCAUCUAGAUUCCAUAUAAGAAAUGGCUGACUGCUAUGGCCUGUUAUAGGAGUUGGUGGAGGAGUGUGUGUGUGUCUGUCUGUGUGGACUUUUCCAUUCAUGCAUGGCUAAGGGAAUGUAGGAGGUGUGGCUUGAUGCUCCAAUGGAGGCUCUGUGAAGAUCAAGACGGUGCAGCUUGGGCGUGUGUCUCCACAAUGCAUCACCCAACCCGAACCCAAGGGACUGAAACCCUCAUUUCAAGCCCACCCAUUGACCGUUUAGGUCUAUAGGCCUGGCUCGGAGCCUUCUCUUCCUGUCUCUGUGUAUGAAAGUUAACUGGGAUCUCUUCCAUUACUUAUUUAUUGUUUUUGGUGUGUCCUGUUUAUUUUUUACAGUAAGUUAUUUUGGGCCAAAACCAUGAUGAUCCCCAGCCUACUAAGUGUUUUUCAUUCCGAGACGGAGUAGAUAUGGGACCUGAGGGUGUGUCCUCACAACCAACGGGAAAAAAACUCUCCGCUCUUGCACAAUUCCCAGUUAUCACUGGUCUAUGGAUGUUCUUUGUGUUCAUUCUUUGUUUUCGACAAUGUGCCUAUGUGAACUUACCAUGUUUGUGAGUGUUCAUUUUGUGACCCAGAGCUUUAGACUUGCAGUAGCAUUCAGUUGUUUUGACAGAAGCACAGACCUAGAGUUUGAGUGACUAGGUCAGCCUGCAGUACAGUGCAGGUAUGUUUGUAUGAGUGUGUUUGUCUUAAUGCUCCUGUUCAAAGUAAGGAGUGGGGAUAAAGUAAAUGUGUUGAUGACCAUGGUGCUGAAGAUGUUGAACGGUUUGACAAUGAUUGUUGUUGGCUGAUACUUAGGAAUAAAUGACAGUAGGGUUUGGUAAAUGAGUGGUACAGCAUCAUUAAACACUUCUGGUUGCCCUCUGCUCAACAGAGAGGGCUUUUAGUGUUUUGAAAAAAACAACUAGAUCAUUAAAAUGACUGACAAAUGACUUACAUUACCAUUAUAUUUGCUUUUGCAAUAAAUUUAGUAAAACACUGAAA
Oncorhynchus mykiss (rainbow trout) is the source of this 3709-nucleotide messenger RNA. RefSeq names its product store-operated calcium entry regulator STIMATE. The record is from RefSeq and is a predicted model, not a curated record. Gene Ontology annotation, molecular function: calcium channel regulator activity. Gene Ontology annotation, biological process: activation of store-operated calcium channel activity. Gene Ontology annotation, cellular component: membrane; cortical endoplasmic reticulum. Lineage: Eukaryota; Metazoa; Chordata; Actinopteri; Salmoniformes; Salmonidae.